Molecule: messenger RNA, 1797 nt
Organism: Mollisia scopiformis
Lineage: Eukaryota; Fungi; Ascomycota; Leotiomycetes; Helotiales; Mollisiaceae
Exons: 2
Coding region: 1-1797 (598 amino acids)
Source: RefSeq, a predicted model, not a curated record
AUGCCUCCACCUGUUUCUUCCACGUUUGGUCCAGAUCCCGAGAGUUAUCAGAGCGCGAAUCUAGAGCAUACUACAGCUCCUGUCACCAGAUCUAGAGCUUCCACCUCAAUCACUCAACAUGGUAUCAAUGACUCUGCCGCACAGGACGUGGAGACUCAGUUGAACAUGGGCUUAGAGAGAUCUAAUGCUCAACAAUUCGUUAAUAGGACGUUCGGCGAUGGUUACGUAUUCUCUGACAACCCUGUUGACGCGGUCCAGCGCUCGAUCAAGGCAUAUAACGGAUCACGCUCAGGGGACGAGGUCAAUUCGGAGACUUCAACUCUUAGCCUUGCCAAUACAACUCCUCUAGAAACAUCUCUCGCACAAGCCACAGCUGAUUUCUCUGCUCCUGGUGGUAACAUUCAUCAAGGAUCAGUACUCGCUCCCCCUCUUGGAUGGGUUUCUCAAGGUGCUGGUACCAAUAGCCUCGCCAUUGCAAUGGCUACGGCAACUGCUUACGACUCCGGUCACGCUAGUCAGGUGAAGAAGAGCACAAGCGGCACUGACGAGCUCCAAUUUUCCAACCUAAAUCCAGCCUCAUCCUUGGCAAAUACAAACCAUACGUCUGGCCUUAGAGAUUCUCGCAAGAAAGCCUCAAAGAAGAAUACUGGUGGUGGUGGUUCUAGUGCAGGAACUCGAAGCAGCCAACACGUGAACGCGCUUCAGAGCGGUCUUCUCAGUGAAUACGGUAUGCAGCAAGCAAGCGGAGCAAACAUGGAGGCAAGUGGUAGCUCUUGCAAUAAUGCUGCUACCCCUCUCGCCGAUGGUCAAAGUCUUCAACCGAGUCCAAACAAGGCUCGGCAAGAGGUAGUUGCUGGUGGAUCUGGUACAAAGCCUGCUAGUGGUCUGUUGGGUGCAGCUCAUGGUGUCGUUGGCGAUCGUGUCCCAACGCUUACGCAAGGUGCUGCGGCGCUAGCUUUGACUCUGCCACUCGCUCAAAGCGCAACUCCCAACUCUACGAACCCCGAAUCCACAUCCGCGAAUCCUUUCAAGAACGGAACAGUCAGACUAGUUCGAUCCGCAUCCAUGAACAUCGCAACUCCCGACAACGAAGUACCAGACACCAAGUCUCCCUCCCUCGGCGACUUGCCCGUCAAGACAACCGUCAAGAAAUCUCUUGCGCCUCCCAUUGCCAAAGUCGCGGGUGCACGUCGUCCAACCAAGCGCGGUCGCAAUCCAGCCGCAGCUUCUUCUUCCAAGCCUACCACCUCCAAGGGUAACGAGUCCGGCGCAAACAUGUCAGACAAGGCCACCGCUUCUUCUUCCAAGACUAUGGCUUCCGAGGGUAACGAAUCCGGCGCGAACAUGUCAGAUAAGGCCACCGCUUCUUCUUCCAAGCCUACAACCUCCGAGGGAAACGAGUCCGACGCAAACAUGCUGGACAACGCCAGAGCAGCAGCUCUCGAGCAGAUGGGGGAGCAGAAGGGCAUGGUUUUCAACCCGCUGGCUACGAAGGUCGUUCCCGUCCGUAUCUACAUCGGUAGGGUAGACCCAAAAUACGUUGACCCACAUCCAACAACAUGGUCUAAAUCUCAAGCCCAGUUGUGGGAGGCAAAGAAGCAACAAUGGGAGCAGAAGGGCCGGGAUGUAUUGAAGACAUCUUCGCGCAAGGGCACUCGUAGCGGCUACAACUACUGGGAGUGGACCACUCGUGGCGCUGCUGGCGAGAAGGUGCAACAAUGGGUCCUUUGGCAGGAGAAUGUCACUCGCGAGAACGAGUUCGUCGACAGGGUCUACUUGACCGCUUACUCGAACUAA